Molecule: messenger RNA, 1185 nt
Organism: Penicillium malachiteum
Lineage: Eukaryota; Fungi; Ascomycota; Eurotiomycetes; Eurotiales; Aspergillaceae
Product: cytochrome P450
Exons: 3
Coding region: 1-1185 (394 amino acids)
Molecular function (GO): iron ion binding; heme binding; oxidoreductase activity, acting on paired donors, with incorporation or reduction of molecular oxygen
Source: RefSeq, a predicted model, not a curated record
AUGCGCUGCAUCGGCCCUGUUGUUCGUACCGCUCCGAAUGAGCUCUCAUUUAACACUGCGCAAUCAUGGAAAGAUAUCUAUGGUUUCCGCCAGGGUCGGCAAGCUUUCAUGAAAAGCGACUUUUACGAUGGAAGCAGUUUCGCAGAUCAAGUUCGCUCCAUUGUCAACGAGCGUGAUCCUGUCAACCACGGCAUCAUGAGGCGAUACCUCGCGCACGCCUUUUCCGAUCACUCCCUCUCUGAACAGGAGCCUCUAAUCGCUGGCACUAUUGAUCGAUUUAUCGAGCAAAUUGGCAUCAAGGGGGCCAAAGGAUUGGAUCUGGGUAAGGGGUUUGAAAUGAUGACAUUUGACAUUAUCGGAGAUUUGGCCUUUGGGGAGACAUUUAGCGGUGUGGAGACCUUCGAGCCUCACCCAUGGAUUUCUAUCACUCUGGGAGCUCUGACACAGGGCGCCUUGAUUGACGUGUUUAAACGAUUCCCCACUGUGGCCGCAGUGAUCAACUUCCUUUUUCCGAAUAAGAUCCGGAAACUCACAGAGCAAACCCGACAGAAUGAAAAUAUGGCGAUCAGCCUCGUGGAGCGACGUAUUCAGCGGCAGACUAACCGCAAAGAUUUCCUGACACGUAUCCUAGAGCAACGGGAUUCAAAGGAGGUGUCCGAUUUGCAGCUUGCGGCACAUUCUUCUGAUUUUGUGCUGGCGGGCAGUGAUACGACAGCGACAGCACUGUCGUGCAUAAUAUAUCACCUCCUCCACAAUCCAGCGGUACUCUCCCGGUCACAACAAGAGUGCCGAGGGACGUUUUCAUCCUAUGAAGCAAUCAUGGCAUCUUCCACACUACGUCUAAAGUAUCUCCAAGCGGUCAUUCUCGAGGGACUGCGGAUCUAUCCUCCAUUGCCUUUUGCACUUCCCCAUGUUGUUCCACAAGGUGGCGAUACCGUUGACGGCCACUUCCUACCAGAGGGUGUAUGUUUGAUGCUAAUAUUCCUUUCACGCUUAGUGACUUUGCUAAAUAACCAGCAGACCAUUGUAUCUACAAACCCUCUCGCUUCUACCAUGGAUCCGGCCAAUUUUGAGCAACCAUAUGCCUUCAAGCCGGAGCGGUGGCUUGGUGCAAAUGAGUCCGAUAUACUCGAAGCUAGUCAGCCAUUUUCACUCGGACCAAGAGGCUGUAUAGGUCGUCAGUAA